Molecule: messenger RNA, 1239 nt
Organism: Tetrahymena thermophila SB210
Lineage: Eukaryota; Ciliophora; Oligohymenophorea; Hymenostomatida; Tetrahymenidae
Exons: 4
Source: RefSeq, a predicted model, not a curated record
AUGUAUACACCAUCUGUAGGCUAUUAAUCUACUCCUUACUUGCAUUAGCACCAGGUUCCUGUUACACGUCAUCUCGCAUCAUAUAAUUUGGGUGUUUCACCAGUUAAUAGGCCUUUUGAUUCUCCUUAAGUAGGCAGUCCUUAAAUUAUUUAAAGCAGAUAUAUUGAUGGAGCUUAAUCCCCAGCAGGUUUAACUCCUUAAGGGUCUGUUUUCGGCGCUAACCGCCCAUAGAGUGUAUAAUACGGAUAAUAUGGCUAAAGCCCUGUUUCAGUAUAAAGUUAAUUGAUAAAUUCUCCAUACAACAGUGGAGUAUACAACCCUUAAAUGAAAUACAUAGGAGGUACUUAAGGUAGUAUUGCUCAAUAGGGAACAGUAGCAGGUUAAGGUUCAAUCACUCCAGGAAGUAUUGCAAAUACUUAAGGAGGUCCUUCAGCAGUUUAAUAAAAUUUAGUACAAAGUCAACAAUAAAUUUAGCAAUAAGGUUUAUAAUAGUCAAGCGCAAUUUAGCAAUAAUAGGAUAUAGCAGUUACAAACUAAUUCACAGCAGGAUCUGCCGCAAAUAAGACACCAGUUGGGCUAGGAGCAAGUCCUUCGGUUGACAUUAAUAGUGCAGCCAACUAUGAAAAUGCUAAUUUCAAAGGCGGCGAUUUCUACAGAAAUGGACCAAAUUAGUUCACUCGCGUGCCUUACGAUCAUGCUGAAAGAGACUACUAUGAUUAAGACCUAACUUAAACCAGACGCCGUAAUCCAGGAAAGAUAGUUGGUCCUCAUAUUUAUUCUUAUGAUGACAGUGAAGAUUUCAGAGUCAGAAAACCACCCGAUUAAGAACACGAGUAAAAAAUUCAAAAAUUGAAGAGCGAAAAAACAAAAAGAGAACUUCACGUCUAAGAACUAGAUUAUAAAAUACAUAUUUUGGAACAAGAAAACUAAAGUUUGAGAAAUCAAAUGGAUCAAAUGAAGACCGACUACAAAAGACUAGCUUAAGUGUAUGAAGAAAAAUAUAGUCAUGAAAUAGAGAGAUUGCACUUAGAAAACUAAGAUUAUGAGAACUCAAAUAAGUAGUGGGCAACCAGAUUUAAAGAUUUGGUAGAUAAAUGUGAUGAUCUUGUUCAAGAAAAAUAAGAUUUGGAAGAGUAAAAUAGAAAAUUAAAUGACAAAAUCCUUCAAAUUCAGGUAUUGCUACAUGAAUAGCCAAUUAAAAACUAAAUGAGAUUUGAAAGCACUAAUAAAAACUUCUGA